AUGGCCAAAAUAGAGUGGCUUGUUCUGCUCCCUGUCCGGUCGUCUUCGUCGUCUUCGACAUAUCUUGCCCUGGUCCUCGCACUGUGGACGGCACUGCUUCAUAUCGUGUCCGCCGCUGCGAUGCCUAACCUGUCGAUGAAGAUUCCCCGGGUCGGCAACCCAGUGAUUGAUGGCUGGUACGCUGACCCUGAAGCCCGCAUCUUCGGCCACAAGUACUACAUCUACCCCACGGUGUCCACGGUGUAUGAGAACCAGACGUACUUCGAGGCGUUCUCAUCGCCUGAUUUGAAAUCAUGGACCAGCCUGGGGAAGGCCUUGGACUUCAAGGACGUUUCCUGGAGCACGAACAGGGCGGCAUGGGCUCCAUCUGUCGCCUUUAAAGAUGGGUCGUAUUACAUGUAUUUCUCUGCCGGAGAUGGCGCGGGGCUUGGAGUUGCACGAUCAAGCUCUCCGGAGGGCCCGUUUAAGGAUGCACUGGGGAAGCCGUUGAUAUCGGAAUCGUACUUUGGCGCGCAGCCUAUUGAUGCUGAUAUUUUCAUUGACGAUGAUGGGAGGAACUACCUCUAUUAUGGCGGACAUAGUCAUGGCGUCGUUGUUGAGCUAAACGAUGAUAUGAUAUCGUUAAAGGGGGAGGUCAAGGAGAUCACGCCCAAGGAGUAUGUCGAGGGACCAUGGAUGUUGAAACGCAAGGGGAUAUACUAUUACAUGUAUAGUACUGGAGGCUACGUCACGAGCAAGAGUCCUCUCGGCCCCUUUGACGGAGAGCCCGUCAAGAUCCUGCAGGGUGACCUAGCCAUUGGAACUGGUACCGGUCACAAUAGCGUAUUCUCAGUCAAAGAUGACUACUAUAUCGUGUACCAUCGACGAUUCCCAAAUGAUAACGAGAGAGACCACCGGGUGACAUGCAUCGAUAGGAUGUACUUUAACGAUGCCGGCGGAAUCGAGCCGGUCAAGAUAACGACGGAGGGCGUGGAGGCGCGAGUUCCAUGGUGA
Arthroderma uncinatum is the source of this 993-nucleotide messenger RNA. Its product is annotated as arabinan endo-1,5-alpha-L-arabinosidase A. Lineage: Eukaryota; Fungi; Ascomycota; Eurotiomycetes; Onygenales; Arthrodermataceae. The transcript has 2 exons. The coding region runs from base 1 to 993 and encodes 330 amino acids. The record is from RefSeq and is a predicted model, not a curated record. Gene Ontology annotation, biological process: carbohydrate metabolic process. Gene Ontology annotation, molecular function: hydrolase activity, hydrolyzing O-glycosyl compounds.